Messenger RNA from Oncorhynchus mykiss (rainbow trout), 6918 nucleotides. RefSeq lists its product as uncharacterized. Lineage: Eukaryota; Metazoa; Chordata; Actinopteri; Salmoniformes; Salmonidae. The record is from RefSeq and is a predicted model, not a curated record.
GAGCGGAGAAAACUGGGGGCGUGGAAUUUGAAUCUGCUCCUACCAGCCACGCUCGCUCACCAGAUACACAUUUGGAGAAGUUCUAACAGAAGAAAGGAGUGUUUUUGGCAGUAAUGCGCCAUAACGUUGGAUGCCAACCGCUGAUAAACCCCACAGACGAAGAGUGUAGUUGUUGAUUGCUAAAUCUCGGUUGGGAAUAUGCAUGUUUACCAUUGAUCUCCGGUACGUGUGAGGAGAGGAGCGGCGUAGGCUUUCUAAUUAAACUCUUCAAUUCAACUUUUGAGGAUGGUGUUCUGGGACAGAUAGAGCUGACACAACAUGUAUAACGCUUGUGAAAAUGCCAGAUCAAGAGAAUGGAGUGACGGUGACGGAUACAGCUGCCAUAGUAUGGCUCACUGGGAAAGUGAUCCCCCAGCUGGAGAAAGACAGUACCUCACCCAACAGGAAAGGGAACACCAGUGGCUGAACCAUGAGGAUUCUGUGCAGGCCCACUACAACUCCCAUCAACAAAACUCUCAGAUGGACUUCCGUGGACAUCGGACACAAGAGACCCAGCCACCGCCUCUGUAUCAUCAGGACCAUCGCAGAAGUCAGAACAUAAGGGAUAGGCCCAAUCUCUAUGGACCCUUGAGAGAACAGGCUCCUCCUAAUGUAACCUUACACUGCAGUGGAGACAUAACAGAAAUGUGGGCUAGCCAUGAACCCCAAUUCCCCAGCAAUGACUUUUUACCCCCACUCAAUGUCGAAAGAGGGCAUGAGGAUAUUUUCCAUCACCAUAACACCGACCAGGAUUAUCUGGUUGGUCGUGGAGUGAAUCAUAACAAUCUCCAUUACUUGGAAAGCAAAUGGCAGAUGUUCGAUCCCACCCAUUCCAAUGGACAUGCUAGAGGACAUUGCCAUGUACAUUCAAGGGGACAUUCUACUGAAUGCUCAAGGGGACGUUCUAGGGGUGGUUCCCGUGGAAAUUCUAGGGGUGGUUCUAGUAUAUGUUCUUGGGGUGGUUCCAGGGGUCGGUCUAGUGGACGUUCUCGGGGUGGUUCCAGGGGUCGGUCUAGUGGACGUUCGAGGGGUGGGUCUAGUGGACGUUCUAGGGCCCAUUCCAAAUCAGCCAGCCAUGGUAUACUAGGACCUAGUGUUCGUUCCCAAGCUAUAACACAAAAAACAGAUACUCUUCCUGGCAAUGUUGCACUGGUUUCUCACACCCAGACCUCUGCCACCACUGACCAGCAAUAUGCUCCCUCUCCUCCCAAACCUCUCACUGAGACACUUCAGGAAAAACCUCCUCAUAAACAUAAGAUCUCACUCAAUGAAAUACAGGACUGGCUCCACAGUGUUUUAAGAUCUAAAAAUGGACCCGUAAAUGGGAACAACUCCACACAAGACCCCUCCCAGGCACAACAAUUCAGCACAGAGAAGAUGGAUAUUUUACAAGCAGGCAAAAGGCACCUACAUAGUAACACCAAAGACAACCAGGUGAGGCCCCCUGAGAGGUUUAGUCCUGAGGACUCCACUAUACGGCUAGAGAUUAAGUCCACCCCCAGGUGCAUGACCCUGACGGCAGUCGCCACCACUCCGCCCCCUGUGGCUAUUGUUCCUCCAAUGGGUCCACAGCAGUCCCCAGAGCCAAUGGAGACAGAGAAUACAGGCAAUGAGCUGCCAUUUAAGAUUUUACGGGCCUGGUCCAUCAACGAACAACAAGUGGAAAGCCUGUGGGAAAGAGAUAAAGAUGAUGCAAGUUCUCUAUCUGUCCUAAAUGAGCCGGUUCAAGUUGAGAGUUUUAUGGAGUAUGAUAAGCCUGUAGAUGCAUCUGCAACAAGUUCACUGGCAUCUACUGGAGAGGACAAUGAUGAGGUCCUUCAGGUCAUCACACAAAUGGACAAGAGUUCACCUUCACCAUUUGUCCACACCAUCCCUCAGGCAACUGAUAUUGUACGCACCGGAGGUACCCAGACAACCGUGGAAGUUAGCUCCAACGGCGCAGAUGAGAGAUCUCUUGUUUUGUCCACAAUUGCUGAAGUUCAGUUCAAGUUACGUACGCUGCAGCAACUGGUUAGUUAUCGGGAGAAGGCAGCAACAAUCACAGAGGCAAAGGAUGGUUGUCUAGAAGCCAUAUUGGAGCAGUAUUGGGGCGGGGAAACCUCUAACCUGGUAGAAGCUUUAAAAGAUAAAAGAGAUAAGGAAAUCAUGCGAGAUGUGUCUGCCUGGGCCGCAGAGGAUGAGGAAGCAGUGGUUCUCUUUGCAGUCAGUGGUAUAUCACUGGGGGAAGUGGUCGAGAAGUUUCCCAUUCAAGCGCAUGUUGACAGCUCUUCCCAAGUGGGUUACAGGUCAUCCUGGUUAAAUGUCAACGAGAAGCUGAAUGACAUUGACAAAGAAUCUGGAAGAGCUUGGUCUCUCUGGUUCAUACCAGAUAAAGCAGAGGAGAGUUCCAAAGUUGUUGGGGGAGUCAAAAUGGAUGACACCUUCCACAGCAAGGUGGAGACUGUGGAAUUUCCUGCACGACAACCCGUUGAAGCAACAGGCUCAGACCUCACAACAAACAUAGACCUCAUGAUGGUUGCAGACUCCUCAACAGACACAGACCUUCCAACAGAUGCAGACUCAGAGACCGAACCCCUUUCCCCAAUGAUUUUGACCGUCCUCACACCAGAGAAUGCUGUGAAACUGCUUGCUGAAACAGAGGCACCAGGCGCAGACCUCACAACAGACUCAAACUGCCCAACAAAUGUCGACCUCACAACCGACUCGGACACAGACCCCCUUUCCCCAAUGCAUUUGACCGUCCUGACAUCUGAGGAUGCCAUGAGACUGUUUUGCCAGAUCGAAAAUGGCUCUGACCUCCAACUCGGGUCCCAUGAACCAUGCUCUGAAGACAAAGACAAGACAAAGCAACCAGAGAAUAUAGAAAGUGGCAGCUUAGAUAUGUCCUGCUACUGUCCUUGUAUUAUUGAAACUGACAAUGGGUUUGAAAGUGGCCUAUGCACCAGUUGUCAGAGGGAGAAAGAACUGCAGCAAAGUACAAGAUGCUUAACAAUCGCUCAAUGCUUUACCCUGUUAGAUACAAGCGACAAUUCAGAUCAGGAGACAGAAGAGGUCCCUAAGGACUCUGGGGGGAAGGCGACUGUGGACAAUCAAUGCAGGGACAAGAAGCAGAUACAAUCAACUGAAGAAGAGGGUGAUGACAAUCAAUCCUGUGAAAAUAAGACAGAGGGAGAAAUGCAGCAAUGCACAGGUGUCAUACCGAUCACUGACUUUUUUUUCUGGUCAGAUACAAUUGAGGAUUCAGAUCAGGAGACAGAGGAGAACCCUAAUGAACAACAUGCUCAGAUUGAGGCUCAUGCUUCUAAUGUUAAAAGGACAGAGCCUGAAACUGAUGCCAAAGCACGCUGUGAGUCAGCUCAAGGACAUACUACCCAAAGCAAAGUCAGUCCUGGUUCUGAGGAUAGGGAAAUACCGCAAGAGAAGGACCAAGACUGUAGGACAAGUACAUUACCAAUUCACAGGUUUGAAAACCACGCUAAGUUAAGAGCUAACAUCAUAGCAGACAAGUGGUGUUCACCUGUAGAGGACUGUGGUUCACCUGCAGAGAAGUAUGACAAAGUUGCUGACUUUGUCACUCAAUACAAAACCAAUACCAUAACAAAACUCAAUACAAAACCAAAAAAGAAAAAAGUUAAAGAAAAAAUGGAAAAGGAGGAAACCCUCCAUCCAACAUCAUCUGACAGACAAAAGCCUGAGAAAUGCCAUGGGAGAGCAGAGAGGGGACAGUCACCAUCCCAACCCCCUAAGAGCUCUGGGGUGAAGGCCACUUUGAAUAAUCAACGCAGGGACAAGAAGCCACAUGCGUCACACAAGAGGAGACAUUUGACUGAGAGCGAUGAAAGUCGAUGCAAAGACAAGAGGAGGGGAUCAUCAACUGAGAAAGAGCGUGAGGGCAGUCAAUCCAGGGACAAUAAGCCACCGAAGAGGAGACAUUCAACUGAGAAAGAGGGUGAGGACAAUCAAAGUAGAGACAAGAAGGGGAGACUUUCAAUGGAAAAACUGGGUGAGGGCAGUCAAUCUAGGUACAAGACGUCACAGAAGAGGAGAAAUUCAACUAAAACUGAAAGCAGGAACUCCAAAGAGUUACAGUGCCAGUUGGUGGAAAGCGAGAACGACAGAGGCAGUAAGAACUCACUGCCGUGCCCUGGGGUGAAAACCCUCCAUGUGCUGGGAUCCUCAUCUACCACUGUUCCUCUCAAACUCUCCCUAAACAUCCGCAAAAAGCCUUCCACAAAUGGCUCACCCUCAACACAUACUGAGGAAGUCCCCAAAAGGCCAAAGACUGAAACCCUAUACAAAACUAGCAGACACCACUCCCCUGCAAUGUCAGUGUCUCCUGUUGUCAAAGAGAGGCAGAGGAACGGUGUGAAACACAAGCAAACAAUUAAACCCCUAAAAGUCAGAUUGAAAAAGCUGUCCUUACCCAAACAUCUUGUCAGGAAAGGUUGCCCACCAAGGCAGAAGAGGGUGGAGGAUAGAGGAGACCCUCUGAGUUUAGGGGUAAUGGUCUCUAAGAAUCCUGACUCGUGCAAGAAACUAAAACGUAAGGCAGAUGGCGACUUGACAUCCCAACAGAUGUCAAAUAUUCCGAAGGUGUUGAAUAGGAAUGAGACAGGAAAGUUGUCAAAAAGCGAGCGUGAGCGCGACUCGCUGCCCCACAAGCCAAAGCUGCCAAGGAUUCUGAAGCUUCUAAGAACUCCGGAGGUUUCAAAGGAUGGGAAUGAGAGAGAGAACAGAGAAGAGACAUCUCCCAGUGCUUCACCUGAAUCACAAAUGAUGAACAAACCUGCAAGAGUGGCACACAAGCCCAAAAAUUGUAUCAAGCCUGCCAGUCCCAAUGGUUAUAGCCCAGGUAGUCAUGCUUGCUCUAAUCCGGCUAGGAUAUCACAGCAACAUGGCAAUGGACAUUGUGGGGCAAAAGUUACUGCGAGGCAGCAGGUGUUCUCAGAUUGGGAGAGCAGCUUUGUCCCGACUCCAACCCCCCGGACUCGUAGACGAUCAGGGUGUCCUCCAGAGGAAGUGGAAGGUCCACAGGCCAGUCCCAGGUGCAGCUCGGAGACCAGGAUCAUUCGACCCAUUCUAAAACGUGUCGAUGCUCCGCCAAAACCCAAGCGGAAUGUCAGCUUUCCUUUGAAUCCAAUGUACGUGCACUACUUCAAUCCCCGUGAAUAUGAAAAUCACGUAAUGUUCAACAGGUCUUACACAGAUCCGGAAGAUGCACAGCCUUCUGACGAUGAAGAGGAAGAUGCUUCUGUGAACUGCCAGAAUCUGAAGGAACAGUCCCCUCUUAGGGAAGAGAAGCGGCGAGAUCUAGGGGAGCUGAAGCCUGGACCAAGCGCUGCAUGUGAAAAGAGCUUCAAGAGGAAGCGGGAAAUGCAGGAGCCUGCUGCCAUUUUGAUGAAGAAGAGCAUUGUUCAGGCAAAGCAUUUGACAAAGUCUCUCCAUCAUGAACCUCCAAAAGACUCCAGACACUCGGCAAGAAAAACUGGAGUUGGUUACAAGUGGUCAGAGAAGCAGAGGAAGAGGCCAAAUGAAAUUGAAGGUACGUCGCAGGCUAUGCCAGCCUCACGUGGUACCUCUCUGAAUGCAAGCCUCCCUCACGGUCACCAUCCAGGUUCCUCUCAGAAUGUAAGCCCCCAUCGUGGUUACCAUUCAUCCUCCAGCCAAGGAAGAAGAGUUGAGCCAACGGCCAGUCCCCAUAGCUCUCCUGUGGGCGGCUGGAACGAGCGGUGGUCAGGAGAUUUGUAAGCAUAUCAGUCGGCCCUGACAGGAUACAUGAGACGGGAACAGUAGUUGAUGGCAACUGGCGAAGACAAUACUUUUACCUCAAACCUGACAUCAUUCAUAUGCUGUUAUUUUUUUUUUAAACUUUAAACAUUACAGACAGCCAUAUUUAGGCUACAUUAUGCAGUUUACUUUUCUACAUGUUUGUAUCUGUUUUUAAAUGAAUAGACAUCUGAUUUCUCUCCCUAUAAUAGGUUCGGUUAGCUGUGGUUGAAACCGUCAGACGUAUGUUUUAUAUACCAUGCCUUACUGUUACUCUUGACACAUAAGGGUGAUUGGUGUCCGGUUACUCGUACUCUUAUAGUAUUGUUUGCCUACAUUGUUAGAGCAUCAUAGUGAUGGUAUUGUACAUUGUAUUAAGUUUGUUUACAGUCUUUUUUUAUUGACUGUUUUAUUGCAGCCAGAACCAAAGCUAAAGGGGAGAAACCAGACUGAGCGUAUUGUUUUAUGAGAUUCUGCAGUCUCAUACACAACGAAAUGUGUCAAUUGUAACAUGUUUUUUUAACACUGGUGAUCAAAUGAAUCAUAGAUAUCCGUCAUCAAAUGAUAUUUGAAGCCAUUGUCACUUUGUUUGAUGAAGUUCCUUGCACUGGGUUUAUAGUUAUCUGUGGCCGUAGAUGUUGCUUGUAGUUAAAUUCAACUACUGCUAAUGUUUUGGGUAUUGAGGAAUGGUGUGUACUUCACAGGUCACUGGUUUUAUACUUCGUCUUAAACAUUGGUCGAAAUGCCGUGUUUGUUUUUGUUUUUAAUAUAUGUCCGUUUUUGUCCGUUUUGAUAUUGUACUGUUUUAUUUUACCUCUGUUUGUUUACUGUGUUAUGGCACUGAACUAAUAUAUAAAUACAGAAAAUAGGUUUUUGUUGUUGCCUGUCCUCUCAGACUACACAGCAUCCAAUGAAGAGAAUUAUAGUAUUAUUUACCCUUCACCACCAGCCAAAGACCACAUUUGAGACACACACAGUUACACCACCAGAGGGAAGCAAAGUACAAUGUUAAUGUUCCUUUCAUUUCAGCCACUCGCUUGUGCAAGGCUUCUCCCUUCUCCUAUGUGUUGAGGCUUGAGAGACUCACAUAGGUGAAUGGAUCAGAACAGAUAA